Micropterus dolomieu (smallmouth bass) is the source of this 5723-nucleotide messenger RNA. RefSeq names its product eph receptor A4, like (gene epha4l). NCBI's taxonomy places the organism in Eukaryota, Metazoa, Chordata, Actinopteri, Centrarchiformes, Centrarchidae. The record is from RefSeq and is a predicted model, not a curated record. Gene Ontology annotation, biological process: protein phosphorylation; negative regulation of axon extension; cell surface receptor protein tyrosine kinase signaling pathway. Bases 60 to 3080 code for a protein of 1006 amino acids. Gene Ontology annotation, molecular function: transmembrane-ephrin receptor activity; protein binding; ATP binding. Gene Ontology annotation, cellular component: plasma membrane; neuron projection. The transcript is spliced from 18 exons.
GGACCUGAGAGAAGAGCAACGAAAGAAAAAGAGGAGAGAAAAACAGAACACCGACACAAAUGGCACUCAUGGCAGGGAUUUUGUUCACGGCCACCUUUCUUCUUUUUGGGAUUUCUACAUUUGUUUCGCCGGCACGGAUAUACCCCCCAAAUGAAGUCACGUUAUUGGACUCCAGAUCUGUACAGGGGGAGCUGGGAUGGGUCGCCAACCCGACAGAAGGAGGGUGGGAGGAAGUGAGUAUUAUGGAUGAAAAGAACAUUCCCAUCCGGACGUACCAGGUGUGUAACGUCAUGGAGCCAAACCAAAACAACUGGCUCCGCACUGACUGGAUCCCCCGAGGCGGCGCCCAGCGUGUCUACAUUGAGAUCAAGUUCACCCUCCGAGACUGCAACAGCCUCCCGGGGGUCAUGGGAACCUGCAAGGAAACCUUCAAUCUUUACUACUAUGAGUCCAACAAUGACAAGGAGCGCUACAUCCGUGAGAACCAGUUCGGCAAAAUCGAUACCAUCGCCGCAGACGAGAGCUUCACUCAGGUGGACAUCGGCGAUCGCAUCAUGAAGCUGAACACAGAGGUGCGAGAUGUGGGUGCCUUGACCCGGAAGGGCUUCUAUUUAGCCUUUCAGGAUGUUGGAGCAUGCAUUGCGCUUGUGUCCGUCAGGGUCUUCUACAAGAAAUGUCCUUUAGCGGUGCGUAACUUGGCACAGUUUCCCGAUACCAUCACUGGAGCCGAUACAUCCUCACUUGUGGAAGUUCGUGGCUCGUGCGUGGAUAAUUCAGAGGAGAAGGAGGUUCCUAAGAUGUACUGCGGGGCGGAUGGAGAGUGGCUGGUGCCCAUUGGGAAUUGCUUGUGUAACCCUGGAUACGAGGAGCGCAAUUCAGAAUGCCAAGCCUGUAAGAUUGGUUACUACCGUGCUUUGGCCACUGAUGGCUCCUGUUCCAAGUGUCCGCUCCAAAGCUACUCCGUCAGGGAGGGAUCAACCUCCUGCGUCUGCGACAAGGGAUACUUCCGCUCUGAAACGGACCCGGCGUCCAUGCACUGCACCCGCCCUCCGUCAGCGCCUGUCCACCUCAUCUCCAACGUGAACGAGACCUCAGUAAACCUGGAGUGGAGCCCGCCCCGGAUCUCAGGAGGACGCCAGGAUUUGACAUACAAUGUGGUGUGUAAGCGCUGCGGGCCCGACGGCCGGCACUGUCAGCCCUGCGGUAACAGCAUCCACUUCAGCCCCCAGCAGCUGAGCUUGAAGGGAACCAGGGUGUCCAUCAACGAGCUGCAGGCCCACACCAACUACACCUUCGAGGUGUGGGCGGUGAACGGAGUCUCGCCUCAGAGCCCUGGGCCGGAGCAAGCCGUGUCUGUGACUGUCACCACCAACCAGGCCGCUCCCUCGCCUGUGACUUCCAUCCUGGCAAAGGAUAUCACAAGACACACCAUCUCACUGGCCUGGCAGCCACCAGAUAGAGCCAAUGGGGUAAUCUUGGAGUAUGAAGUCAAGUACUACGAGAAGGACCAAAAUGAAAGAAGCUACAGAAUCAUAAAAACCUCGGCAAGGAACACUGACAUCAAGGGUCUCACCCCCCUCACUUCCUAUGUGUUCCACGUGCGCGCUCGCACGGCGGCCGGCUACGGGGAAUUCAGCGGCCCGUUUGAGUUUAUGACCAACUCCGUCCCAGCUCCUAUUAUAGGUGACGGGGCCAACUCCACAGUGUUAUUGGUGUCAGUGGUGGGCAGCGUGGUCCUCCUGAUCAUCCUUAUCAGUGCUUUCGUCAUCAGCCGAAGAAGGAGUAAGUACAGCAAGGCCAAGCAGGACUCUGACGAAGAGAAGCACUUACAUCAAGGAGUGAGGAUAUACGUUGACCCUUUUACCUAUGAGGACCCAAACCAAGCCGUCCGUGAGUUUGCCAAAGAGAUUGACGCCUCCUGUAUCAAGAUUGAGAAAGUAAUUGGCAUUGGGGAGUUUGGCGAGGUCUGCAGCGGCCGCCUGAAGAUGCCGGGCAAGAGAGAAAUAUGCGUGGCCAUCAAGACGCUGAAGGCCGGCUACACCGACAAGCAGAGGAGGGACUUCCUGUCCGAGGCUAGCAUCAUGGGCCAGUUUGACCACCCGAACAUCAUUCACCUAGAGGGCGUAGUCACCAAAUGUAAGCCAGUGAUGAUUAUCACAGAGUACAUGGAAAACGGAUCUCUGGAUGCAUUCCUGAGGAAGAACGACGGUCGCUUCACAGUGAUCCAGUUAGUCGGCAUCCUGCGUGGAAUUGCAUCUGGCAUGAAGUACCUGUCAGACAUGAGCUACGUUCACCGUGACCUGGCGGCUCGCAACAUCCUGGUCAACAGCAACCUUGUGUGCAAGGUGUCCGACUUCGGCAUGUCCCGAGUGCUGGAGGAUGACCCUGAGGCUGCGUACACCACCAGGGGAGGGAAGAUCCCCAUCCGCUGGACAGCUCCGGAGGCCAUUGCUUACAGGAAGUUCACCUCGGCCAGCGACGUGUGGAGCUAUGGUAUCGUCAUGUGGGAGGUGAUGUCAUACGGCGAGCGACCAUACUGGGAUAUGAGCAACCAAGACGUGAUCAAGGCCAUUGAUGAGGGCUAUCGGCUGCCCCCGCCCAUGGACUGCCCCGUGGCACUCCACCAGCUAAUGCUAGACUGCUGGCAGAGAGAGAGGGCCGACCGGCCAAAGUUUGGACAGAUCGUCAACAUGCUGGACAAGCUGAUCCGCAACCCCAACACUCUGAAGAGGACUGGGGGAGAGACCACUGUCAGGUGGGGCAGGAGGGCAGGACACAGACAGACGCAAAAUACAUAUGUUAAAGGGCCUAACACCACCCUGCUGGAGCCAGGGAGCCCUGAGGCGUCCCCGGCCGUGGGCACAGUGGAGGACUGGCUGCAGGCCAUCGGCAUGGAGAGAUACAACGACAACUUCACCGCCGCCGGCUACACCACUCCGGAGGCUGUGGUCCACAUGACACAAGAGGACAUGGCUCGCAUAGGUAUCUCCUCGGCAGCACACCAGAACAAGAUCCUGACCAGCGUCCAGGGAAUGCUGUCCCAAAUGCAACAGAUGCAAGGCAGAAUGGUUCCCGUCUGAGAGAUUUAAACAAAGAAAAAGGAAAAGGAAGCAAAUCGACUUUGUUUCUUUUGAAAAAAAAUUAAUAAAUAACAAAAAAGAAUAAAUAUAAAAAAAGAGACAAAUAAACUAUGAAGAAAUAGUUUACCUCAUCCAUGCACUUUAAAUUGGAUCUAAAAGAAAAGAAGAUGUUGAUGAAGAAGAAAAAAGUGGUGAAAAUGGCACUUUUUAAAAAAAUCAGACCUUUACUUUGCCCUUUUUUUUGUUUUGGAGAAUGGGACGCUUCUGUCUGCAGCAUUUAUGGAUAGAUGGAGGAAGGACGGCUGGAAAAGUGCUUCCGAGAGGCCAAUCUGGAGUGCCUUUAAUGGUCUGGAAGGAAAAGCGAGGAAGGCGGGGAAUCGUACCUUUCUUUUUCCUCUUGGGCAGAGUAUUGUUUCUGGAACUUUCUUUCUGGAAUAAUCCGAGGAACAGAUUUUUUUGAUUUCCUGUGACUUUGUUUAUUGUACAUGAAUUGUUUCUGUGGGACUCGCAGGCUGCCCCGGCCACCAUUGUUCUCUCUCAGCUGGAUCUGUUUGAUAUCUCACAGACAAAAUGGAAGAUCCUUACUGUCAUAAACAGUGAAUUACUGAGAGGUUGAGGGUUGGAUUCUGAGGGAGAUUGCAAUGCAGGGAGGGCUUAUUUUAAGGAGCUUUUUUGUGUGUUUUAUUUGCUCUGUUCUGGACCUGUUUUUCUCCCAGAACGCUGUAUUUUGUUGCCCUCAGGACGUUGCUGAGAAUGUCUUUGAUCUUCCAGAGGAUCUUUCCCACUCCCCUGUCUUCCCAAAAUGCCCUCCUACACCUCUGAUAAACACACAAUUUAGAUUCUUCCAUUCAUCUUACCAUCUGAAUCAAAGCCCAAGCCCCCCCACUACUGCAGGACCCACCUAACUCUUCCUCACCACUUUUGAUGAACAGCUGUAUGGACCAGUUGAUUUGGCUUUGAAUUUAUCGGCAUGUUUUAUUUGGACAAAAAGAUGCAACAAAGGCCAUAUGGAUGCCGAAUGAAUCAGAAUCACUGCCGCCACGAAAAUACACAGAGGAUUACUCCAUCAUCAAGCUGCUGCCGUCCAUCAUGAACAGGAUCCUUGCUCCUUGCAACACAGAGCCUUGCUUGCCACGACCAGAAUUCUUCCUCCUCUUCCUCUUUGUCUUCCUCCUCCUGCUUUCCCCUGCUCUCCUUGGAGUCUCCUCUGACACCGAGAUGACAAAUCCACCCCCGAGCGUCUGGGACGUCCACCGUCACAACAGGUCAACUUGACAAACUAGCUGCCACAUGCUUGUGGCCACCCAGCAAUGUACUGGAAUUACUAUGAAUGAUUUAACAGCAUAAAACAGAGACAAUAAGAAGAAUGUAAUAUAAUCGAGAAGCCCUGCUCCAGCGGAUAAUGUACUUUUGAUUUGAAAGUUUCUUUUUUUGUGUGAUAUUUUUGUUUUGCUUUUUAUUGUUUUGUUUGCAUGUCCAGUAACAAACGUUUGAUUUGAGCGUGCGAAUGUGAUGAAGAGUGUGUGUGUGUGUGUGUUUGUGUCUAGCUGUAUGAGUGGCAACGUCUUUGAAGUACUAUCAGUAAUUGUGUCGAUUUUCAUGCCACUGUGGAGAAAGAAGAGAUAACAGAGAUGUAUUGUUUUUGACAUAAAAAAGAAAAACCUGGACUUUUUUGCUUAUGUGUCGUCUAAAAAACGAUGUAAGGUGUGUUGCUCCCGUCGUGCGGCAACAGCAUUUAUUACACAGCUUUCCGGAAUGCAACCCCUCUCUGCUUUGGGACUGGCUUGCAGAUGGACACACAGAGACACAGACAAGUGUGACUAAAAGCGUCCUGUGCAAAGAAACACACCGAAGACAGAUGGGAGUUUGGACUCUCCGAGCUCAUGACGAGGAGGAAAUGUCGGGAGCAUCUCUCUCCAUAUGGAAAUGGGAGCAGUUUAGAAUGACGCACCUGUAAACAAGAAAAGGAUAAGAGAAGUGAGGACAAGGUGUUUAAAAAGGGAAAACCGGUGGUGGUUUUUAUUUUUUCCAGAGCACAUCAUACAGCUACAGGUUUAACCCAAUGGACUAUAUUCUUUUUGUUCUUUUAUCUCUUUAAACUAUACUUAUGUGAAUGUUUUUGAACUCGCAAGUGAUGCUUCAUAUAAUACAAAAACACCUCCGUCCUUAAUACAGCUCUACUGCUCUUUCCUUUUUUGGCAAUGCGUCGUUCUUUUGGGUUUUAUCUAUCGAAAAAGGACCUGUUUGGAAAUAUGCAAGACAUGUUGGGAAGGAGAAGGAAACCAGAAUGUACUGUAAAAUACUUUUUUCCUUUAAUUAAAUGUUGGACAAUUUGAAAAAACAAAAAAACAAAACGCAAGAGUUAAUGUUUGUCAUUGUAUGCCUUCCGAUGCCAUAUGAUCUAGCCAUGUAGAUCUAACAUUCUCUCAAUCUUUUUUUGUACUUUUUUUUGGACAUGAUCAUGUUUUUUUGUUUGUUUGUUUGUUUUUUGCCUUGUUUUUUGUCAAGGAGCUCUAGGUACAUGUAACUUAUGUCAUUUAUUUAUGUCCUUUUAUAUCUAGUUUGUAAAAUAAUAGCCUAAAGUGAAGAAAAUAAAGGGGUGCCAAAGUGCAUUCUUAAUAAAGUAGAAACCAUAUAAUGAUC